AUAAAUUCUCGCCAUCUUCUUCACUCCGCUGCACUCCAUAGCUCUAAACCUCAACCCACAACCAAACGCGCUGUCGUUCAUCAUGGCAACCAUGGCUACAACUCUCACUUCUCUCUCAACAAAAUCCCAAAAACUCUCCCCUUUUGACACCUCCUCUUCCUUCCAUGGCACUCCCAUCUCAAAACCAACACUUCGUAUGCAGCCCACAAAAUCAUCAUCGUCACCAAACGUUUCCAUCUCCAUGUCAUCUCCACCGUAUGAUCUGAAUGCUUUCAAGUUUGAACCUAUCAAAGAGUCUAUAGUGUCAAGAGAAAUGACAAGAAGGUACAUGAUGGACAUGAUAACUCAUGCAGACACUGAUGUUGUUAUUGUUGGUGCUGGCUCUGCCGGGUUAUCUUGUGCUUAUGAGCUUAGCAAGAACCCUUCUGUCAAAAUUGCCAUUGUUGAACAAUCUGUUAGCCCUGGUGGUGGUGCUUGGCUUGGUGGUCAGCUCUUCUCUGCCAUGGUUGUACGCAAACCAGCUCAUCUCUUCCUUAAUGAGCUCGGUAUUGAGUAUGAUGAGCAAGAAGACUAUGUAGUAAUCAAGCAUGCAGCCCUUUUCACCUCCACAAUCAUGAGCAAACUCCUUGCCCGUCCAAAUGUUAAGCUUUUCAAUGCUGUGGCUGCAGAGGACUUGAUAGUGAAGGAAGGAAGAGUGGGUGGAGUGGUCACUAAUUGGGCUCUUGUGUCAAUGAACCAUGACACACAAUCUUGUAUGGACCCUAAUGUGAUGGAGGCCAAGGUGGUUGUGAGUUCUUGUGGCCAUGAUGGACCAUUUGGUGCUACUGGGGUCAAGAGGCUUAAGAGCAUUGGCAUGAUUGAUAGUGUGCCAGGAAUGAAGGCUCUUGACAUGAACGCUGCUGAAGAUGCCAUUGUGAAGCUUACUAGGGAAGUUGUGCCUGGAAUGAUUGUUACUGGCAUGGAAGUUGCUGAGAUUGAUGGCUCUCCGAGAAUGGGACCAACAUUUGGGGCAAUGAUGAUAUCAGGGCAGAAGGCAGCUCACCUUGCCUUGAAGUCACUCGGGAUGCCCAAUGCACUGGAUGGAACAUUUGUGGGAGGCAUUCAUCCAGAGCUGAUCCUGGCUGCUGUUGAAUCUGCUGAAAUUGCAGAGACUUGAGUGGUAGCAAAGCAAUAGACUCAAAUAUGUCAGAUAAAUAAAAGGCAGUAGAAAUGAGUUCGAGGGGUUUCCCAGUUGAUGUGGUCAUGGUAGGUUUUAGUUAAUAAUCUUGGUGUCUGUUCCUUUCGUUUAAGACUCUGUUGGCACUCGGCAGUUGAAAUAAUUUAGUUCAUGCUGCUUUCGGACCUUGUUGGCUGGCCUAUCUGUCAAUUCUCUCGGCUGAAUAUAGAGGGUUUGAUUUGCAUA
Molecule: messenger RNA, 1402 nt
Organism: Populus trichocarpa (black cottonwood)
Lineage: Eukaryota; Viridiplantae; Streptophyta; Magnoliopsida; Malpighiales; Salicaceae
Product: thiamine thiazole synthase, chloroplastic
Exons: 3
Coding region: 83-1156 (357 amino acids)
Biological process (GO): thiamine biosynthetic process
Source: RefSeq, a predicted model, not a curated record